CAGCUCGGGACUGAGGGGUAGCUCGGGACUGAGGGGUAGCUCAAGACUGAGGGGUAGCUCAAGACUGAGGGGUAGCUCAGGACUGAUAGGUAGCCCAAGACUAAGAGAUAGCUCAGGCAGGUUGAUGGCUCUGGCGGAUCCUGGCUGACUGGCGGCUCUGGCGGAUCCUGGCUGACAGGCGGCUCUGGCGGCUCAUGACAGACGGGAGGCUCUGGCGGCUGGUUAGAAAGCAUUAUUUUGGGAAAAGUGAAAGUAAUCAACUGGUCUUCGGCACUAUGAUGAUCUGAAUCAGGUGUUUCACGGCAGAGCGGGGACAACGAUCUGCUGUAGUACUGUAGUAGUACGAUCUGCUGUAGUACUGUAGUAGUACGAUCUGCUGUAGUACUGUAGUAGUACGAUCUGAAUCAGGUGUUUCAUGGCAGAGCGUGUUGGGGUGGGGAUACUGUCACGCCCUGGCCUUAGUAUUCUGUGUUCUCUUUAUUAUGUUGGUUAGGCCAGGGUGUGACAUGGGUGAUUUAUGUGUCUUGUUUUGUCUAGGGGUUUUGUAGUCUAGGGGUUUUGUAGUCUAUGGGUUUGUGUUCGGUGUAGUAUUCUAGGUAAGUCUAUGGUUGCCUGGAGUGGUUCUCAAUCAGAGGCAGGUGUUUAUCGUUGUCUCUGAUUGGGAACCAUAUUUAGGCAGCCAUAUUCUUUAGGUAUCUUGUGGGUGAUUGUUCCUGUCUCUGUGUUCCUUUGUUCUAACCAGUCAAAUGUUUUUAUUCACUGUAGCCUUGGUUCUCUAAUUUGAAAGAUGAACACUCAUUUAUAAACAGGAAGGAUACUGCGCUGACACAUAGCAAUGUAUUUAUUCACACUGCGUAUGAACACAGCUGCACCGUCACACAUGCAGCAGAGUAACAGGCAUGUCGUUCCGUUAUAAUGCUGAUGUUGUUCUGAGUUACUGUAUGAAUGGGUACCCAUUGAAGUAAUUCAGUUCAUAUGUUUAUAUGUCUCUGUACUCAUCAAAUGGGAUAUUCUUUUGGAAAACAACAUCUGUAUGGUGCCUGAAUUCUCCCAGCCUGUGGUAUUGAUUGGUAGAGGUUAGCAAAGGGUCUGAAUACUUAUGUAAAUAAGGAAUACCUAUAUUUCUAAAAAACUGUUUUCUCUUUGUCAUUAUGGGGUGUUGUGUGUAGAUUGAUGAGGAUUAUUUUUUAUUUAAUCCAUUUUAGAAUAAGGCUGUAAAAUUUUGAAAAAACGGAAUGGGUCUGAAUAAUUUCUGAAUGUGAGUCUGGGAGUUUCACAAUCAACUGCAAACUCACUCUGCUGUCUGCCCUAAUCUGAACUCACUCUGCUGUCUGCCCUAAUCUGAACUCACUCUGCUGUCUGCCCUAAUCCGAACUCACUCUGCCGUCUGCCUUAAUCUGAACUCACUCUGCUGUCUGCCCUAAUCUGAACUCACUCUGCUGUCUGCCCUAAUCUGAACUCACUCUGCUGUCUGCCCUAAUCUGAACUCACUCUGCUGUCUGCCCUAAUCUGAACUCUCUGCUGUCUGCCCUAAUAUGAACUCACUCUGCUGUCUGCCCUAAUCUGAACUCUCUGCUGUCUGCCCUAAUCUGAACUCACUCUGCUGUCUGCCCUAAUCUGAACUCACUCUGCUGUCUAAUCUGAACUCACUCUGCUGUCUGCCCUAAUCUGAACUCACUCUGCUGUCUGCCCUAAUCCGAACUCACUCUGCUGUCUGCCCUAAUCUGAACUCUCUGCUGUCUGCCCUAAUCUGAACUCACUCUGCUGUCUGCCCUAAUCUGAACUCUCUGCUGUCUGCCCUAAUCUGAACUCUCUGCUGUCUGCCCUAAUCUGAACUCUCUGCUGUCUGCCCUAAUCUGAACUCCCUCUGAACAGGAUAUAGAGGGUGCCUCCCUAAUGCACCCUUCCCACUUUAUAGUUCACUACUUUUGACCAGAGCCAAUUCUACAGAAACAAUAACAGUGGCUGUCUUAAAAAGACUUCCUCAUUUAUGUUUUGAUUCUGAAACGGAAACACAUUCUAAGCUUCCAGGGUCAAGAAAAUGUUAGGGUGCGUCCCAAAUGCCUGUAGGCCCUGAGCAAAAGUAGUGCGCUAAAUAGGGAAUAGAGUUCCAUUGGGAACUACACCCUGUCAGUGUGUUGUGAGGGCAUAUCUCUAUGCCUAACCAUGCUGUACCAUGCUUUACUAUUAGUCUCCACAUUAACUGUGUCGUUUAGCUUCUUCCUUGUAUACAAAGUAGCAGUUCUAGAAGACGACAUCAACAAACUCAGAGGAGAUAUUUCAAACCUAAAGCCACAUUCUAAAGAAUCCCCAGACGGGAUGAUGACUGGCAUGUCCAGAACAUGGGAGAGAUCAAAGCAAGUGGCUUCCCUAAAUUCCCAGCAACAGAGACAGACAGAGAAAGACUCUCAGACUCUGUGUUCCUCGACAGCAUCCUCUCUGAGAAUGAAACGGGAGCAGGCCGGCUGUAGUGGAGGUACAGUAGUAGUUCAGCAGUCGUUUCUGCAGCUGUCAGCCAACACAAAGGAACAGCCAUUUGUCAGAGGAAAUGUGACAGUGAUUCCUUGGAUAGUUGCCUUGCAUCAAGGGGAGGCCAUCUCUUCCACUGGAGACAGAAUCAUCAUCCAACAAGAAGGCUUCUUCAUAGUGUUUGGCCAGGUGUUGUUCCAAAGUCCAGGCACCAUCAUGGGUCACAUAGUGCGUAGUCGAGGAACCAAUCAGAGAUCCACAGAGCUGCUCCGCUGUCUACAGGAGAUGCCCCAGACCAACUGUGCCAAUACCUGCCACACUGGAGGCAUGGUGAAGCUGGAGAGAGAAGACGAGUUGGAGCUGGUGAUCCCAGAUCGACCCCAAGCCCAGGUCUCCAUGGACGCAGACUCAACCUUCUUUGGCAUCAUACGGCUGAACUGACUACCAGGAGACAGAAGUCACCAGCAGGAGGUGUGGGACUUGAUGUCAUGAACAGGAUGAUGUCCUCCUCUGACAGGAUGAUGUCCUCCUCUGACAGGAUGAUGUCCUCCUCUGACAGGAUGAUGUCCUCCUCUGACAGGAUGAUGUCACUAGUGGAUGUCCUUCCCUGACUGGAUGAUGACCUCCUCUGACAGGAUGAUGUCUUAUUGUUGUACCAACUCCACAGCUUUUACACACAGCAGAGUUUCAUCCAUGGAGAGUUUCAUCCAUGGAGAGUUUCAUCCAUGGAGAGUUUCAUCCAUGGAGAGAAUCAUCCAUGGAGUGUGGAAGAUGGCUGGGAGCAGAAAUGUUAUUUUUCUGAACUAUUUUAAUAUGAAUAAUCUGACAAUAUGAAAUCGACCUUGAAUGCUGUUGUGCUGAGUACGGGUGGUGUACAGCGUACAUUAAAUGUUUGGUUUCCAAAUGUGUCGAUAGUUGAAGUGUAAUAAAGUAUUCUGGUUGUCCUGAUCCACCUGGUUGGUUGUGUGCCACGCAUCAUCAACGUAGGGUUCUUCCUCUGUGUGUGUGUGUUCUGUCAUCACAGAGUAUUUCUGUGUGUUUGUUGAUGUAGAUGUCUCUAGUGGAUGUCCUCCUCUGACAGGAUGAUGUCCUCCCCUGACUGGAUGAUGUCCUCCCCUGACUGGAUGAUGUCCUCCCCUGACAGGAUGAUGUCUCUAGUGGAUGUUCUCCUCUGACAGGAUGAUGUUCUCCUCUGACAGGAUGAUGUCCUCCCCUGACAGGAUGAUGUCUCUAGUGGAUGUCCUCCUCUGACAGGAUGAUGUUCUCCUCUGACAGGAUGAUGUCCUCCCCUGACAGGAUGAUGUUCUCGUCUGACAGGAUGAUGUUCUCCUCUGACAGGAUGAUGUCCUCCCCUGACAGGAUGAUGUCCUCCCCUGACAGGAUGAUGUCCUCCCCUGACAGGAUGAUGUCUCUAGUGGAUGUCCUCCUCUGACAGGAUGAUGUCUCUAGUGGAUGUCCUCCUCUGACAGGAUGAUGUCUCUAGUGGAUGUCCUCCUCUGACAGGAUGAUGUCCUCCCCUGACAGGAUGAUGUCCUCCCCUGACUGGAUGAUGUCCUCCCUGACUGGAUGAUGUCCUCCCCUGACUGGAUGAUGUCCUCCCCUGACUGGAUGAUGUCCUCCCUUGACAGGAUGAUGUCCUCCUCUGACAGGAUGAUGUCCUCUUCUGACAGGAUGAUGUCCUCUUCUGACAGGAUGAUGUCCUCUUCUGACAGGAUGAUGUCCUCCCCUGACAGGAUGAUGUCUUAUUGUUGUACCAACUCCACAGCUUUUGCACACAGCAGAGUUUCAUCCAUGGAGAGUUUCAUCCAUGGAGAGAAUCAUCCAUGGAGUGUGGAAGAUGGCUGGGAACAGAAAUGUUAUUUUUCUGAACUAUUUUAAUAUGAAUAAUCUGACAAUAUGAAAUCGACCUUGAAUGCUGUUGUGCUGAGUACGGGUGGUGUACAGCGUACAUUAAAUGUUUGGUUUCCAAAUGUGUCGAUAGUUGAAGUGUAAUAAAGUAUUCUGGUUGUCCUGA
Messenger RNA from Oncorhynchus tshawytscha (Chinook salmon), 4483 nucleotides. RefSeq names its product tumor necrosis factor ligand superfamily member 13B. Gene Ontology annotation, biological process: immune response. The record is from RefSeq and is a predicted model, not a curated record. Gene Ontology annotation, cellular component: membrane. The coding region runs from base 2167 to 2910 and encodes 247 amino acids. Gene Ontology annotation, molecular function: receptor ligand activity; tumor necrosis factor receptor binding. Lineage: Eukaryota; Metazoa; Chordata; Actinopteri; Salmoniformes; Salmonidae. The transcript has 6 exons.